Molecule: messenger RNA, 3508 nt
Organism: Dunckerocampus dactyliophorus (ringed pipefish)
Lineage: Eukaryota; Metazoa; Chordata; Actinopteri; Syngnathiformes; Syngnathidae
Gene: ism1
Product: isthmin 1
Exons: 7
Coding region: 347-1873 (508 amino acids)
Biological process (GO): negative regulation of angiogenesis
Source: RefSeq, a predicted model, not a curated record
UCAAGAGAACUUCAGUCCAAAACGUGCCAUGCUACUUUGAUGUGCGCUGACCCCAUUUCCGCUUGUAGGACACCUUGGGGUGCACAUACUAGCACCACCGAUACCCUCCUCUUCCUCACCCAGCACCAUUAUGGAUGUACUUUGAAACACGCAAGCCUGGACUCCAAAGGGUCAAAAACAUCUUUAGAACUUAAUUUGGUGCUCAUCCAAACGUCUCCUUCCCGUAUCUUUGGUGGACCAAGCCAGCACAUGGAGCGUCAAUGUGGACAAAAGCGGAAAGGCUGUGGACAUGUGGACGCAACAAGUGUGAAGUUCGGGAGGUUCUGGUAAUGCUGGAGCAGACUGCAUGAACUGGACUGGAGGCAUCAGCUCCGCACUGGCUCCGAAGUGGUGUUGCGGCUCCUCGUCCCCGGCGGAUCCGGAGAUCGGAGCCUCUGCACCGGGCGGAGGCGGAGCUUCAGCGACCUCUCAGGCGGCCCCAAAGGGCGGCCGCGUCAGGAGGAUGGUGCGGCUGGCGGCCGAGCUGCUGCUGCUCCUGGGACUUCUCCUUCUGACUUUGCACAUCACCGUGCUCAGGAGCAGCCCGCUGCCGCCCGCCAACGUCAGCUUGAGCCUGGAUCACAUCGAGCAGAACAUCAUCCAUGCAAAAAGCAGCUCAUCGGGCCAACUGGCUUCAGAAGGCUCCUGGCGGUCUGGUCCAGAACGUCGGUUUGCCCACCGGUCCGCUGCCCUCCCGUGGGUGCAAGGCACUGGCAGUAAUGUCCACAAGGAUGGGCCUGGAGCUUUUCUACUGGACCUGCACAAUUUCCCCGACCUCUCCAAAGCUGAUAUCAAUGGGCAGAAUCCCAACAUACAGGUAACAAUUGAGGUUGUGGAUGGGUUAGAAGCGCAUGAGCCAGAAAAAGGCCACCGCAAGGAGACUAAACCCAACUGGGCUUCUACCAACUGGAGAAACUGGUGGCCUCGCACUUCCUCCACAUCGUCCUCCACCACUCAUCAAGCGCAGGACCACGAUCGGUCCUAUGGAGACAACGGUGAAGACAGCAACUUCCUCAGGCCCCCAGUGGAUUGGGACCGGAGAGGAGGCACCGGAGAGAGAGGGAAACCCCAAACGGAAUAUGACUACAUGGACGGAGAGGGCGACUGGAGUAACUGGUCACUGUGCAGUGUCACUUGUGGAAAUGGCAACCAGAAGAGAACCAGGUCUUGUGGUUAUGCCUGUACUGCCACCGAGUCCAGAACCUGCGAUAUGCCAAACUGUCCAGGUAUUGAAGAUGCCUUCAAGACAGCAGCUACAGAAGUGAGCCUGCUUGUUGGAACAGAUGAUUUCAAUGCCACUGAGCUCUUUGGUGUUGACACAGACAGCUGUGAGCGAUGGAUGAAUUGCAAGAGCGACUUCUUGAAGAAAUACAUGAGCAAGGUGGCCAGUGAUCUCCCCAGCUGCCCUUGCUCGUACCCGACCGAGGUGGCGUACAGCACAGCCAACGUGCACGACGCUGCUUCGCGCAGAAACUUCCGCUGGAAAGAUGCCAGUGGGCCAAAAGAGAAGCUGGAGAUCUACAAGCCGACAGCACGAUACUGCAUCCGCUCCAUGCUGACGCUGGAGUCCACCACACUGGCCGCACAGCACUGUUGCUACGACGACAGCAUGAAGCUCAUCACGCGCGGCAAAGGGGCCGGAACGCCCAAUCUCAUCAGCACAGAGUUCUCGGCUGACCUGCACUACAAAGUGGACAUCUUGCCCUGGAUCAUAUGUAAGGGGGACUGGAGUCGCUACAACCAGGCCAGGCCGCCUAACAAUGGACAGAAGUGUCGUGACAACCCCCCGGAAGAUGACUACUCCAAGCAGUUUGAAGAAGCAAGGGAGUUCUAGCCCUUCAAAAUGAUGAUGGAUCCAUUUUGGAUUUAAGGGUUCCAAGACUUACUGGUCCUCUGAAGUAGGAGAACCUAAAAUCUAUGAGGACCAUUUCUAUGGACACCAAGAACUUGCAUACAAGGCACUGAAUAAUGUGCCAAUUGUUUUAAAUAUACCUCUGAGAAAAAUGAUGCUUUUCGGGGUAUCCUUUCAUCAAUAAAGGGAUUUUCUAUUCUUAAAGGGAAAUGAUGAUACGACCGAAAUGUAAGGUGUGCCCGGGCUUGUAUGGUAAAUUUCUGUGGUAAUGGAGAUCCUUCAGGAGUGUGUUGACGUAAUGAGGGGAGGUGGUUCCCCCAUUUUGUCGAUUGCAGUAUCCAGGUUCUCAUGUAAACUUAUGAGUAUGUUAAGCAUGCAUUUCACAUUUAGCAUGCGCACAGUGUCUAUUAUUUGUGAACAGACCUCCAUUGUAAAAAGUCUGCAUUGUCUUUCUGUAAAGUAUUUAUUUGAGUUGUAGCUGUGUCUGAAUUGGGGGCGUCGCCGUCAAUGUUUUACGUUAGGAUGAUAAUAGAGUGCGUGAAUGCAAUGCUAUAAUGGACAUAUUUUUGAGAUUAUAAGUCUAUGAAUAAAACUUUUUUGAAAAUUGCAAUACUUUCCGUGAGUGUCAGUGGCCAUCCAGCACCUGGUCUGCAAAAGCAGUAAAAAAAUGAACAAAAAAACACUUUUUUUCUCCUCUCUAUUCCUGUUCCGACGCUUUUUUUUGCAGUUAAAAGGUCGUAUCGUCUCAUCCUUGCCAAUAGGAUCAAACCAUUGUACAAGGCUUUCAUCUGUUUAAUCUAGUGCAACACUGUGGUCCUUCCUUUUGAUGGGAUUUCUUUCAAGGCUGACGAUUGAAAGAGCCUCUUGAAAUUUAUUUGUCUUUGGAAAGUAUCCUCCUACAUUCCUACGUAAUUUUUCAGCAUACACACACACACACACACACACACACACGCACAGUACUGCCUGGACAUACUAAGGACCUCUGACCAGCUGCAGCCAUUGUCACACAGAGGAAGCCAUUCAUAGCGCCCUCAUUCCUCCCGUUAACUGUGCACCACAGCUGGCCGACAGCAGGGCUCGUGUUGCCACUGCAACCCCGCGUGGCUUCUUGCAUGCUUGCUUCGCCACAACUCUUCAAUAUGCAUCCUUCAACCACUGACACUUAAAUGCCGGCACAGAUAUUCAUCAGCAACUGCAAUUGAAGCUGUAAAUCUCUCCAGCUUCAAACUUUCGUAUCAUCGGCGUGAACGUGAAGCAUUCUUUGUAAGUCUCCUGUCCUUCCCAUCCUCGUCCUCAGUUACAACAUUGUUUGAAGCUAAGAUUACAGUACACAGCUUGGAUCGUUAUCAUAGCAGACCACCUGCUGUACGGGCCAUUAAGCUCUAACCUGUUCAUCUUUAUAUAGAAAGACACUCACUGGCCACAACAUUAAAAAUGCAACAUUUGUGGACACCAUAAAGUUGGUUUUGAUUGACAUUGUGAGAGUUAUUACUGUAUUGACCCAAAUAUAAUACUGUAAUGGACUCAGAAUACAAGUGGUGCUCGGGUUACGUAUGAGUUCCGUUCCUACACUGUGAACUCAUGAAGGACAUAUAAAAUAGCAGUAAUAAAAAUGUA